Molecule: messenger RNA, 390 nt
Organism: Schistocerca serialis cubense
Lineage: Eukaryota; Metazoa; Arthropoda; Insecta; Orthoptera; Acrididae
Exons: 2
Coding region: 1-390 (129 amino acids)
Source: RefSeq, a predicted model, not a curated record
AUGCAGACUGGUAUGCAGACUGGUAUGCAGACUGGUAUGCAGACUGGUAUGCAGACUGGUAUGCAGACUGGUAUGCAGACUGGUAUGCAGACUGGUAUGCAGACUGGUAUGCAGACUGGCAUGCAGACUGGCAUGCAGUCUGGCAUGCAGUCUGGCAUGCAGUCUGGCAUGCAGUCUGGCAUGCAGUCUGGCAUGCAGUCUGGCAUGCAGACUGGCAUGCAGACUGGCAUGCAGACUGGCAUGCAGACUGGUGGUCCUGGCACAGCUUCUGUCUGCACAUCAGAGUGCAGCCCCAGGGAAGAAGAUGGCAGUGAAGGUGAUGUGACAGGCAGCUCCGGCUGUGAUGGAGGUGGCAGUGGCAUAGGCGUCAGCUGUGACUACUUCCAAUAG